AUGUCUGGACGUGGCAAGGGCAGGAAGGGCCUUGGUAAAGGUGGAGCCAAGAGGCACAGUAAAGUACUGCGUGACAAGAUCCAGGGCAUCACCAAGCCCGUGAUCCAGCGUCUGGCCUGCCGCGGUGGAGUUAAGAGUAUUUCUAGCCUCAUCUAUGAGGAGACUCCUGGGGUGCUUAUAGUGUUUCUGGAGAACGUGAUCCGGGACGCUGUUUCUUACACCAAGAGCGCCAAGAGCAAGAUCGUUACCGCCAUGGAUGUGGUGUGUGCGCUCAAGCGCCAGGAAUGCACUCUGUACGAUUUUGGUGGUUAA
This is a messenger RNA of Otolemur garnettii (small-eared galago), 312 nucleotides long. RefSeq names its product histone H4 type VIII-like. The record is from RefSeq and is a predicted model, not a curated record. Bases 1 to 312 code for a protein of 103 amino acids. Gene Ontology annotation, cellular component: nucleosome. The transcript has a single exon. Gene Ontology annotation, molecular function: structural constituent of chromatin; protein heterodimerization activity; DNA binding. Gene Ontology annotation, biological process: nucleosome assembly. Lineage: Eukaryota; Metazoa; Chordata; Mammalia; Primates; Galagidae.